Molecule: messenger RNA, 895 nt
Organism: Trichogramma pretiosum
Lineage: Eukaryota; Metazoa; Arthropoda; Insecta; Hymenoptera; Trichogrammatidae
Exons: 4
Coding region: 74-895 (273 amino acids)
Molecular function (GO): zinc ion binding
Source: RefSeq, a predicted model, not a curated record
AAUUUUAAAUUAUCGUAUUAUUAAGUUACGAUGACAGUCCGCGACCCGACGCGCCGAUUCAACUUGAUGGACGAUGUGCAAUUGUUUUUGCUAUUGUUGCAAACGCGAGGCAGAGAGAAAAGUAAAAAUGAAUCUCCCAAAGUUAGAAAUAAGUUUAUUUGAUAUAUUAGAAAUAUUGGGUGACUAUAGAAGGCCUUUCAUCGAAGCUGAGCAAAUUUUCUUGGCGGAUCACAUUGUUUUAUGUGGAUUCAAAUACCGUACCGAUCAAGAGAUCUUAAUUGUUUCCUAUGUGACACAAACGUCAAAAAUUAAUGAUAUACCACAUGAAGUUACGUUAAAAGUUGAAGUUUCUGAAUGUAAGAAAGUUAUUUGCUGUCAUUGUACGUGUCCAGCUGGGGCAGGUGGAAAAUGCAAACACAUUUUUGGCUCAUUACUUUAUGUUAACAGAUAUCAGAUAGAAAAUUUACAAGAACUGAGUUGCACUGACGUAAGACAGAAAUGGGGCAAAGUUAAGAAACAUUUAAAUCUGCCGUAUCAAAAAAUUAUUCCCAUACAUCAGUAUUGUCACUUUAAUACACCAAAUGCAAAAAUUAAGUAUCAAGUCUCAGAUGAAUUAAAGAAGAUAUUUUUUGAAACAUUGACUUCAGGACAAAGGAGCAGCAACAACAACAGCGCAUCGGCACCUGCCUCGCUGUCUUCCAUCGGCAUCGUCGUCAUCGAGCAUCACACAGUGCAUCAGCAACUGCCCCACUAUGCAACGAGCAUCAGGUCGUGCAUCGGCACCUGCCACCCGACCCACCGGAGCCACUCGCCGCACGUCGACGCCUGUCACGCGGUGGGCUAUCAUCAUCUCAGCGGCGCCUGGCCCGACACGCAAAAGUGCACGAACAAUUAA